AUGUUAUCCCUGGACUUGGAUCAGCAGCAGCCAAAGCAGCAGCGAACCGGCAAUCACGCUGUGGCCGUUGAUCUGAACGUCAGCGAGACGCGUUACUCUGACGAUGCGACGAUUAUCGGCGACAUUUGCGACAAGGAGGAAGGACUGCUGCUGCUCGCAGCGGCACGCGACAGUCGCGAGGAUGGCGGCGCAUCGGCGGCAGAAGCGACAGCCGCGGGCGGUGACCACCGCAGCAGCAGCGGUUGCGCUGCUGCUGCUGCUGGUGCUGAUGAUUUCGAGGAGAGGGAGGAGGAGGAGGAGGAGGAGGAGGAGGAGGAGGAGGAGGAGGAGGAGGAGGAGGAGGAGGAGGAGGAGGAGGAGGAGGAGGAGGAGGAGGAGGAGGAGGAGGAGGAGGAGGAGGAGGAGGAGGAGGAGGAGGAGGAGGAGGAGGAGGAGGAGGAGGAGGAGGAGGAGGAGGAAGGCGAGGGAGACGAUGGAGAGCUGAGCCCGUGGUCAGCGCUGACGUUCGCAUGGGUGAGUGCGCUGCCUGCUUGGAAGUGGCUGGUGACCCCCACAAUGCGCAUGGACGCGCGCAAAACGCUGCAGCUGGCAGGCCUCCCCCCGCCCCCCCGCACCUGCCGCGCGGAAUGGCUGGACGCGCAAACGGCGCGCUUGCAAGGGGAGGGGCGGAAGGAGGAGGAGCACUGGGAAGGGGAGCAGGGGACAAGGGGUGGGUGGCGGGGAAGCGGUGAGACGGUGUUGACGGGCGGAUGGAGGGAUGGUUGCGCCGAAAGUGCGGAGGCCGGCGUUGGUCGGAUGGAUGGUGCGGCGAGGCAUCUUAAAACUCGGGCUGAUGGGGGGAUGGUUGCCCCCAGGGGCACGCGAUGGUCUCGUGCGAUCGCCUACCUCAAAGCGUGCGGCAGCAGCAACAGCAGCAUCGCGGGGCAACCCGCGGUCAUGGAAGGUUACCUCACGGCAGCAGGGCUGGGGGCAGUGUCGGUGGUGCUGGCUGUGCUGCUAGCAGCAGCGCCCAUAGGCGCGGGGCAGCUGCUGCUGCGCCUGCCCCUGCCGCUGCUGCUCAAUUCCUCGCGCUGCUCCGCGCCCUUCCCCCGCCUCCCCCUCUCCCCACGCCUCCCCCUCUCCCCCGAAGGCGACCUUGCCGCCUGCCUGCUGCUGCUGCAGCAGCAGGGGGAGGGGGGCGAGCCGGGGAAGGGAGUGGCGGAAGGAGAGGGGGAAGCUGCGGGGGAGGGAGAGGGCGCGGGGGAGAGCUGGGGAGCGCAAGUGGCUCCUACUGUGCUGCCGGCGCUGCUGGCGUCCCGCACGGCCCACCUGCUGCCCAUGCUCAGAAUCGACCUCCCCCACCUGCCCCUCCUCCACCAGGUCCGCCCUCCCCCUCGGUCUGCCCCAUUGCCCCCUCCCAUCGCCCCAUUUCCCCCUCCCAUCGCCCCAUUUCCCCCUCCCAUCGCCCCAUUUCCCCCUCCCAUCGCCCCAUUUCCCCCUCCCAUCGCCCCAUUUCCCCCUCCCAUCGCCCCAUUGCCCCCUCCCAUCGCCCCAUUUCCCCCUCCCAUCGCCCCAUUUCCCCCUCCCAUCGCCCCAUUUCCCCCUCCCAACGCCCCAUUGCCCCCUCCCAUCGCCCCAUUUCCCCUUCCCCCCGUGCAGCUGGUGUAUCGCAACUCCAAGCCAUCUGGUGCAAAGGCUGUUGCUGACACCUGGCGGCAACUGACAGUGUAUGCGGGGCAGGCGCGCAAGCAGGCAGGGGAGCACAUGAUGACCAUCCCUCGAGCGCUCUUCCUGGCCACAGACAAGAUGCUGCAGGACGGAGUGCCUUACCAGGGGCCUGUCUGGUCCACCGGCAUGGCCGCUGCAUGGCUGUGUCGUGAGAUGGUGAAGGGCAGGGAGUCGUUCUGGUGGCCGUACCUGCAGUUCCUGCCUCCCUCUGUCAGCCUGCCGUUCUUCUUCAAGCCGGAAACGCUGAUGGAGCUCGACUCGCCUGCUUUUGUACAGAAGAUAUCCACCCAUCUGAACAACUACCGGUCGGAGUACAACCGCAUUGCACCGCACUUACGUGCCAACACCACUUUUUUUGAGUACCUGUGGGCCGUCUCCAUCAUCAACUCGCGCGCCUUCGGGGACCAGACGCGCGGUAACACGGUUACCGUCAUGGUGGAGGGCAAGGAGCAGGAGGUGCCUCUGGCGAGCGGGCCCUUAGCGCUCGUGCCGAUAGCGGAGCUGCUGGACCAUGAAGACAUGUUCCAGGCUCAGUAUGAUCACUCCACGCCCUUCUCCCCUUCUCCUCCCAACUCUCCUCCCCUUCUCCUCCCCUUCUCCUCCACUUCUCCUCCCCCUCUCCUCCCCUUCGCCUCCCCUUCUCCUCCCCCUCUCCUCCCCUUCUCCCCCCCUUCUCCCCUCCUUCUCCACCCAGAUUGGAGCAUCACAAUUCAAGCAUCACAGUUUGAGUUCAUAGCUUUGAUGCCAUUCACCAAGGGCGCCGAGCUGUUCACGUCAUACGGCCCCAAGGUGAACGAGGAGCUGCUGCUGGGCUACGGCUUUGUGCUGGACGGCAACAAGCAGGAGAACGUGCUGCUCUUCCGCACGCUGCUCGAUGCAGUGAACCUGGUCGCCCUCGUCCUGCACCACGACGCCGCCCGCCCCGGCGAGUGGGUGGCGGGCCCGGGCGGCUUGGGUGGGGCGGCUGGAAAGGGCGGCAAGGCAGGGGAGGUUGGGGAUGUGAGUGAGUGUCACGAGGGGAGUGAGGGAGAGGGAGAGGAAGAGGAGGAGGGGAAGAAACGGACAUGUGCAGCGAAGUACGGGGAUGAGGCUGUGGAAGGUGGUGGUGCGGCUGUGAGUGCAGAGGCGGGCAGCAAAGGGGAUAGGGAGCUGAAGCAGGGCUUGGCACGCAUCUGGGGAGAAGGGCUGGGUGACUGGCUGGUCAACGAGGGUACUGAUGGUGAUGCGGAUGGUGAUGCAGAUGGUGAUGAUGAUGAUGAUGAUGAUGAUGAUGAUGAUGAUGAUGAUGAUGAUGAUGAUGAUGAUGAUGAUGAUGAUGAUGAUGAUGAUGAUGAUGAUGAUGAUGAUGAUGAUGAUGAUGAUGAUGAUGAUGAUGAUGAUGAUGAUGAUGAUGAUGAUGAUGAUGAUGAUGAUGAUGAUGAUGAUGAUGAUGAUGAUGAUGGUUAUGCCAAGGCAGUAGAAGCAAUUGCCAGGGAGCGUGCAGAGGCAGAGAAGCAGUUCGUGCACGUGGGGGCCAUGCCUCAGUACUUGGCUCGGCAGGAGAUCAGGAGGGAGAGCGAGGCAGACGAGGUGAAUGGCGGAGUGGAGGUGCUGGCAGGGAAAUACAAGGACCCCAGUUUUGGCGUGUCUGUGUGGCGAGGAGGGAUUGUGGAGCCCAACCUGCUAGCUGUGUUCGCUGCUGUGUGGUACUACCUCAAGCACCAGUCAGAGCCCCCGGCCGACAUGGCCAAGUCAGUGCUGUAUCUGGGCUGGGGAGGGUCCAACAGUGGCUGUCGGGACCCACAUGUUGAUAGCCAAAUCAUGCAUUCACCCCUCACUCUUUCUCUGCUCUCUCCCCUCCCUCCGUCAGAGCCCCCAUCGGACAUGGCCAAGUCAGUGCUGUACCUGGGCUGGGGGCCCCCAUCGGACAUGGCCAAGUCAGUGCUGUACCUGGGCUGGGGGGUGAGCAACAGCGGCUGUCGGGACGUGGCCUCUCCCUUCUCCAAUGUGCUGCCCGCCCUGCAAGCAGCGGCCGACACCGUUCGUCUGCUAGCGCAGGCGCGGCUGCAGCAGAUGCCGACCAGCAUAGAAGAGGACGAAGCGAUCCUGAGGGAGCUGGAGCGGUGCAAGAGCGGCGGGAAGGCGGGGGAGAGGGAGAAGGAGGGGGUGAAGGGUGGGAAAUUGGGCAAGGAAGGAAAGAAGAAGGUGGCGCAGAGCAAGCAGCAGCACAAGGAGAAGUUGACAAGCGUGGAGGAGGAAGUUUCUGCGAAGCGUCUUAGCCGGCGCCGGCGCCGGCGUGCUGUUAGCGAGGGGAGGAUCAGCGACGACUACAGUGAUGAUGACAACAGCGAGAGUGACAACAACGAGGAGGAGGGGACGGAUGCUGAUUUCAAGAGCAGGAGCGAGGAAGAGGAGGCGAUGGACUGCGACGCGUGGGAGAGAGAGCAGGCCAGCGGGGAGAGCGAGGAGGAAGGCAGCGGGUCGGAGAAUGGGAACAUCGGCGGCGGUAGUAACGGGGGUGCGAAGAGGAUGACUGUGAUGGGGGUGCGGUGUGGGUGUGAGGAGCUGAGGGCUGAGGCGGAUGAGCGGAUGGUGGCGGUGCGAUUCCGGAAGGCCAAGAAGGCGGUGCUGAAAGAGGUGGUGGACCGGCUAAGAAAGGUGUGCCCUGCCUCCCCCACUGCUUUCCUCUGA
This is a messenger RNA of Closterium sp. NIES-65, 4377 nucleotides long. Lineage: Eukaryota; Viridiplantae; Streptophyta; Zygnematophyceae; Desmidiales; Closteriaceae. The record is from the annotation of a GenBank genome assembly.